Messenger RNA from Gordionus sp. m RMFG-2023, 846 nucleotides. RefSeq lists its product as uncharacterized. The transcript has 8 exons. The record is from RefSeq and is a predicted model, not a curated record. The coding region runs from base 24 to 611 and encodes 195 amino acids. NCBI's taxonomy places the organism in Eukaryota, Metazoa, Nematomorpha, Gordioida, Chordodea, Parachordodidae.
UUUCAUUUUAGAAUACUUAGCUUAUGAUGGAUGAUAUUCCCACUAUUUCUAGAGAGGUUAACCUAAUAUUGACUCCUCUUCAGAUAACAAGCCAUGUCCCAACCUCACUUAAUGAUUGUACAGGUGGUAUAUUGACUCCUCAUCAGGUAACAAGCCAUGUCCUAACCUCAGUUAAUGGUUGUACAUGUGGUGAUUUAUCCAUCAUUAAUAAAAGAAAAAGAUGGCAGAUCAAUCAAAAAAAGAAACACACUAGGGAUAGCGAGGCCCUACAAAAUCUAACAACUCAAAAUAAAAAUACAUCUAUUUUAGUUUCUGAUAAUGUCCCAACUAUUUCUAGGGAGUUGAACCUAAUAUUGACUCCUCUUCAGAUAACAAGCCCUGUCUUACCCAUAUUUAAUGAUUGUACAAGUGGUAUAUUGACUCCUCAUCAAAUAACAAGCCAUGUCCUAACCUCAGUUAAUGAUUGUACAGGUGGUGAUUCUGUCAUUAAUAAAAGAAAAAGAUGGCAGAUCAAUCAAAAAAAGAAACGCACUAGGGAUAGCAGGACCUACAAAAUAGAACAUUCUCUUAUUUAUCAAAACCCUAAUCCCUCACAUUGCUACCAAACAUGAUGAAUCUUUUAUUAAAGAUAAGCAAAGAAAAAAAUGGCGAUUCAACAACCGCCUUACCCGUUCUAGAGUUACUGGUGGCCAAGAUAAUAAGGCACUGUGAACUCCUCUGGAGUUGCCUCCAAAUGAUAUUUCUAUCACCACUACCACAAUCCCUAUGCCACCUCUGCUUAAUUUUUAACAAAUAAAAGCAUUUAAUUCCACUAUCAUUUACCUCAUUAGGAGUUAUCAUAAAUAA